UGCGAUUUUUUCGAAUACUGUAAAAAGGAGUAGUCAAACAUUUUCAGCUGCUGCGAGGACUCAACACUUAUAGAUAUAACUAAUUUUUAGUGAACAUAUUUAUAUAGAAAAAUCGUGAAAUCUAUAUUACAGUGCGGAAAUUCAGUUUUUAAACGCUUAUAAAUUAUAAUAAAAAAGUUUUGUGUAUACUCCUCAAAAUAAUUGAUUAAUAAAAGGAAUAUCGCCAUAGCGCUCCGAGUGUAGGCUCAGCGUAGUAUCGGUAGUGCAUUGGCAGAGAUUAAAAUUGUUACUGCUGAAAAGUUCACGCGCAAUAAAAGUCGUCCUUAGAUAUAAAAAACUCGGACAAGGCGGAUUUUGCUGUAGGCGCAACGGUCGCAUAGAGCAAGCGAACAUCUCAAACCGAAAAUAUUUCCUAUUUUUAUUUUUUAUUUGGUAUACAACUUUCAAUUGAUUCGUGUGUGGGGAAUAUUCUAUCAAGUUUAAAACUACAUGCCCGGUUUUCACAUCAAUGAAAUGGGCGAAAUGGUGCUGGAUGCCAUCGAUGACAUCGCCGUUGUUGAUGUUUACGAUUUAGCAUCGGAUAUUGGCAAGGAGUAUGAAAGAAUUAUUGAUCGUUACGGACCCGAUGCAGUUACGGGAAUCAUGCCGAAGAUCAUCAAUACGCUGGAGCUGCUUGAGGCACUGGCAACCAAGAAUGAGAGGGAAAAUGCUACUAUACAGGAAUUGCGAGAAAAAAUUGCACAACUUGAAAGUGAAAAAUCAGAAAAAGCCGAAUAUCGUAGGCGAUUUGAAAGGGAAAUGGAAGUGCUUGAAGAACAAUGGCGUACCGAAACCAAUGAAUUGGUUGAAGUGGUACAGACUCUGCAAGAUGAAAAUAAGCGGCUCGUCAAGCAGACGCAAGAUUUGCAAUCCUCUUCGGCUCAGUCAUCGGGCCUAGGUGCCAGUCUAACCGAAAGUAUUAUUAGUAUAACGAAUAAUGAACUGAAUAGUGCGCUCACGGACACUCAAGUACUGCAGCGAUUAAAGGAACAAAUUUAUAAACAGCGUGACGAGUUGAAACUGAAGGAACACGAGUUGCAGGAAAAAUAUGGAGAAAUCGAGAAUCUACACAUACAGAUAGAUCGGUUAAAGUCGUCCGGGCGAGAUGCGCAUCGUCGGCGCAAAAUGUUGCAGUCUCAGGUGAAAACGUUGUGUGAGGAGCGCGCCGAUUUUCUCGCCCAACUGCAAGACCAAUACCGCGACAUUAAUCAAUUACGCAAGCAACUUGGGCUGGCCGAAAAGGAGAAUGAGGAUUUGGUAAAGUCAUGCAGCGAGGACCCGAACGAUCCGAAUCGUCCGCGGUACACAACUCUACAGUUGAAGGAGUUAAUUUGUGAGCGCGACGAAUUAAUCAGUACAGUUGACAAUUUAACCGAAGAGUUGAAGGCACUCAAACCCAAUAAUGCAAAAGUGACAGCAGCGUGUGGGGGAGGCAGCAACAAUGGUGCCGGUGGUGGUGGUGGUGGUGGGGAUUCAAGUUCGUAUGAUUAUGAUGACGAAGAUGAUGAGGUUGAUGAUGAAUCACAGGAAGCGCAUGAGGCAGAGUGCGGCACGCCACCUGACCAUGAUGCACCCGUACAAGGGCCUUUACCUUACGAGCCAGACGAUGCUCCUUGGAAGAAGAGCAGUGAAUCGGGCAUACGCAAAUUCUUCCGCCGCCUGUUUUCCGACACUUCGGAUACUUCCAAACGUUCCUUGGCUACGCUAUCGAAAAUGGCGCUCUCCGCCACACCUGGCAAUGGAGAUGUUAAGUAAAUUGCUGUGCAAAUGUUUUGUAGGAGUGCUGCAACUGUUGUUUUUGUAAAAGGAGUGAGUUGGCGCAAAUUGAGAGAAAAAAAUGUGGAAAUGAAAAACAUUCCUUUGCAGCAAAAUAACUCUACAUUGUAAAAAGAAGAGUAUAAAAUAUGUGAAUGCGUUAAUAUUAACACAAAAAGGGCGAUAAAUGAACAUUUUUUUUAUGCUAUGCUUAUGUUUUGAAAAUUUGUGAUGUUCUGAGAUAUUGUAAUGGCAUUCGUAAAAGUUUUGAUGGCUGUUAAGAAAUAUUUUAAUGUGUAAAAUGGCUCGUGAGUUAAUUAAAAACUUGGAGUACAAGAAAAAUGUGGUUAACGAUUGGAAUAUUGUUGCCGGCUUAUGUGAAAAAUGUAAAAUUUGAGAAGUUUAGCGAAAGAGUGACGUCUAUUGUUCAAAAUGGUAUUAUUUAGGCUACUAUAGCGCACUUUUGUGCUUAAAGAUUUAUUGAAAAAGUAAAAAAAAUGUGAGCAAGCAAAACAAAGGUUAGUCAGCCGUGUGAAGGUUAGGCAGCCUUAUAACUUAAAAUUAGGUUUAAUUAUUAUUUUUUUUUUAGAAAGUUUAAAACAUUUUUAAACUAUGUUUUUGUUUUGCUGCAAUAAGGGCAUUAACACUCCUAAAUGUUACACAAUUAGAUAUUGUAUUUAUGUUUUGUUCAUUUAUCGCGCCUUAAUAUACAUAAAUUAAAGCCAAAUAUGUUUAUAGGUGUUUUCUAUUUUAUAUACAUGCAAAUAUCUUUAUUGUCUUAUACACAAUUUUGCUAUUUAUGCUAUUAAGUCUAAGCACACAUACAUAUAUAUGUACACACCUAUGCGUGCUAACACGUACAUAUGUAUUAUUUAAUAUUUCGUAAUUUAUUUUUUAUAUUAUUUUGUGAGGUGCUAAACUGUUUUUUCGAAUGUCUCGAACACAAUAAAAAGAAAAACAAAGUGAAAUAAAAAAAACCAUGCAAAUA
Anastrepha ludens (Mexican fruit fly) is the source of this 2782-nucleotide messenger RNA. It is a transcript of the gene Rilpl, whose product is annotated as RILP-like protein homolog. The transcript is spliced from 5 exons. The record is from RefSeq and is a predicted model, not a curated record. Bases 490 to 1794 code for a protein of 434 amino acids. Lineage: Eukaryota; Metazoa; Arthropoda; Insecta; Diptera; Tephritidae.